Cucumis melo (muskmelon) is the source of this 1590-nucleotide messenger RNA. Its product is annotated as cytochrome b561 and DOMON domain-containing protein At3g25290. The transcript is spliced from 3 exons. Lineage: Eukaryota; Viridiplantae; Streptophyta; Magnoliopsida; Cucurbitales; Cucurbitaceae. Bases 120 to 1271 code for a protein of 383 amino acids. The record is from RefSeq and is a predicted model, not a curated record.
AAAUUUAUUAAAAACCAAAAUAAUUUCGAUUUCUAUACUUUUAAUUAUAUUCCCAUUCCAGUCCCCCAAAACUCUCCCCCAGCCCCCAAUUCCUCUCCUCUUCCUUCCCUCCUUCUUCAAUGGCUUCCUCGAAUUGGGGGUUGUUCUCUUCCCUUUCCCUUUUUCUUCUCUUUUUCUCCCCCGCCUAUUCUCAACCCUGCUCUUCUAGAACAUUCUCCAACAACAAUCUCUACUCUCAUUGCUCCCAUCUCCCUUCCCUUUCUGCUUUCCUCCAUUGGACUUACGACUCCUCUAAUUCCUCUCUCUCCCUUGCCUUCGUUGCUAAAUCCACCGGAUGGAUCGCUUGGGCUAUAAAUCCCACCUCCACCGGCAUGGUUGGCUCUCAGGCUCUCGUUGCCUACCUCGACUCCGGCGUACCUCUUGUUCGUACCUACAAUGUUGCCUCUUAUGGCUCUGUUAAGCCUUCUAAGCUUUCCUUCGAGGUUUGGGAUACAUCGGCCGAGUCUUCCGGUGGAGAGUUGAUCAUUUUUGCCAAAUUGAAGCUUCCAACCGCUGCUACUACGCUUAAUCAGGUCUGGCAAGCUGGGCCGUCCGUGGAUGGAACUACUUUGGCGGUUCAUCCGUUCCAACCCGAGAAUCUCAACGCUAAAGGAACCCUAGGUUUGUCUGGUGGUGAAGUCAAGAACAACGAUAGUGGUGAAGUGGAUUCGCGAACAAUGAGGAAAAAUAUUCAUGGAGUUUUGAACGCGGUGAGUUGGGGGCUUUUGUUCCCGAUUGGAGUAGUGAUGGCGAGAUACCUUAGGGUUUUUCCGUCGGCAGAUCCGGCGUGGUUUUAUCUUCAUAUUUCUUGCCAGAUUUCUGCAUACGCCAUUGGAGUAGCUGGUUGGGGGACUGGAAUGAAGCUUGGGAGUGAAUCGGAAGGUUUUGUGGCUUACGAUCACCGGAACAUCGGAAUUGCCCUCUUCUCCAUGGCCACUUUGCAGAUGUUUGCAUUGUUCUUGAGACCAAAGAAGGACCACAAAUACAGAGUGUAUUGGAACGUAUAUCACCACAGCAUCGGGUACUCAAUUCUCAUCCUUGGCAUCAUCAAUGUCUUCAAAGGCUUCAACAUGCUCAACCCCGACCGCAAAUGGAAGUCCACCUACAUCGUGGUUAUCGCCGUCGUUGGUGUCAUUGCUGUCGUUUUAGAAGCCUUCACUUGGGUUGUGGUCUUGAAGAGAAAAUCUUCCAAAAAAUCCACCAAACCAUUCGACGGCGAAUCCCAUCAGUAGAUGACGACGAUAAAAUCUUCCAACAAAUCCACACCAAAGAAAUCCCAUUAUUAGAUGCCCUCGUCUUCCAUCUGUAGAUGUCUUGGUCGCUGCUGCUAAUCCCCUUGUUUCUUCGCUUAACUUAUCAUGUUUAUCCCUCUUUCCUUCUAUAAUAUAUGUUUUAAUUAGUCAUUGAGAACAAAAGGAGAGGAGAGUUGUUUGUAUAAUUUAUUCUUUUUGUUUUUUGUUUUUUAUUUUUUUUCCUAUAGUACUCUCACUCACCUUUGAUCAGUCUCAUAUUUGUUUAUUAUACGAAAAAAGUUGAGGUAAGUAUUUCUAA